Molecule: messenger RNA, 2097 nt
Organism: Trichosurus vulpecula (common brushtail)
Lineage: Eukaryota; Metazoa; Chordata; Mammalia; Diprotodontia; Phalangeridae
Gene: NRF1
Product: nuclear respiratory factor 1
Exons: 11
Coding region: 4-1659 (551 amino acids)
Biological process (GO): regulation of transcription by RNA polymerase II
Cellular component (GO): nucleus
Molecular function (GO): RNA polymerase II cis-regulatory region sequence-specific DNA binding; DNA-binding transcription factor activity, RNA polymerase II-specific
Source: RefSeq, a predicted model, not a curated record
CCCAUGAGAAGGGACAUUCUUCCCUCCCACCGCCCCACCGGAGACCGUGCCCUUGGCACUGAACCCUGUGGGGAUCCCCGAGGUUUGGGGGUGAGCGCCCCACCAAGGCAGGGUCCCCCGGCCGCUGAAAAAAAAAAGUAUUUAUUCAUGGAGGAGCACGGAGUGACCCAGACAGAACACAUGGCUACCAUCGAGGCUCAUGCAGUGGCCCAGCAAGUACAGCAGGUCCAUGUAGCCACCUACACAGAACACAGCAUGCUGAGUGCUGAUGAAGACUCCCCUUCUUCUCCCGAGGACACCUCCUAUGAUGAUUCGGACAUCCUCAACUCUACUGCUGCUGACGAGGUGACAGCCCACCUGGCUGCAGCAGGUCCUGUGGGAAUGGCGGCAGCUGCUGCUGUGGCAACAGGAAAGAAACGAAAACGACCCCAUGUCUUUGAAUCUAAUCCUUCCAUCCGGAAGAGGCAGCAGACUCGAUUGCUAAGGAAACUUCGAGCUACUCUAGAUGAAUAUACGACGCGAGUGGGACAGCAAGCUAUUGUCCUGUGUAUCUCUCCCUCAAAACCCAACCCUGUUUUUAAAGUGUUUGGUGCAGCACCUUUGGAGAAUGUGGUGCGUAAGUACAAGAGCAUGAUCCUUGAAGACUUGGAAUCAGCCUUAGCAGAACACGCCCCUGCACCACAGGAGGUUAACUCCGAGCUGCCGCCUCUCACCAUCGAUGGAAUUCCUGUCUCUGUGGACAAGAUGACCCAGGCUCAGCUUCGGGCAUUCAUCCCAGAAAUGCUAAAGUACUCCACAGGCCGUGGGAAGCCAGGAUGGGGGAAGGAAAGUUGUAAACCGAUAUGGUGGCCAGAGGACAUCCCAUGGGCAAAUGUCCGAAGUGACGUCCGAACGGAAGAACAGAAACAGAGGGUGUCAUGGACCCAGGCGCUACGGACUAUAGUCAAAAAUUGCUAUAAACAACAUGGGCGGGAAGACUUGUUGUACGCUUUUGAAGAUCAGCAAACACAACAACAGGCCACAGCAACACAUAGUAUAGCACACCUGGUACCCUCCCAGACCGUGGUCCAGACCUUUAGCAAUCCUGACGGCACUGUUUCACUUAUCCAGGUUGGUACAGGAGCAACAGUAGCCACUUUGGCUGAUGCUUCUGAAUUACCCACCACUGUCACUGUUGCCCAAGUGAAUUACUCUGCUGUAACUGAUGGAGAGGUAGAACAAAAUUGGGCCACACUCCAGGGGGGUGAGAUGACCAUCCAGACAACACAGGCCUCAGAAGCAACCCAGGCAGUGGCGUCAUUGGCAGAGGCAGCUGUGGCAGCUUCUCAGGAGAUGCAGCAAGGAGCCACUGUCACCAUGGCUCUCAACAGUGAAGCCGCCGCCCAUGCUGUCGCCACACUGGCUGAGGCCACACUGCAAGGGGGAGGACAGAUCGUCCUGUCUGGAGAAACCGCGGCAGCCGUAGGAGCACUUACUGGAGUCCAGGAUGCUAAUGGCUUGGUGCAGAUUCCGGUGAGCAUGUAUCAGACUGUGGUGACCAGCCUGGCCCAAGGGAAUGGUCCCGUUCAGGUGGCCAUGGCACCUGUGACUACAAGGAUAGCGGACAGUGCUGUCACCAUGGAUGGCCAGGCUGUGGAGGUGGUGACAUUGGAACAGUGACACUGACCUGGAUCAUGGGGUCAUUUUCUAUUCUACAACAAAGAAGUUUUGUACGCGUUUGCAGAAGUGCAAUCAGGAGCCAUUAAGUCUCCCGACUUUGGAAGCAAGUUUUGUUAUCCUUUUUUUUAAAGGAAGAAAAGGGGGGGAGCAGAGGACAACCGAAAUGGCAUUUUUUUAAAAGCACCACUCUUGAUUUUCUGAUGCAGUGGAGUUAAAUGCAGCAUUGUUGAUUUCACUGUCCAGAAAAGGCCAAAUUAUGGCAGGACUCCUUUCUGCGGAAACGUGUGUAUAUACAUAUGUGUGUGUGUAUGGAAAAAUAUAUGUAUAUGUGUACAUAGGUAUAUACACAUUUACAUAUAUAUGGAAUAUAUAUAUGUGUGUAUAUAUGUAUAUAUAUAUAUAUGAGAAACCCACAUUAAACUAGCUGUAUGAAAUCAA